This is a messenger RNA of Zingiber officinale, 2232 nucleotides long. Its product is annotated as NAC domain-containing protein 43-like. The transcript has 3 exons. The record is from RefSeq and is a predicted model, not a curated record. Gene Ontology annotation, biological process: regulation of DNA-templated transcription. Bases 1173 to 2135 code for a protein of 320 amino acids. Lineage: Eukaryota; Viridiplantae; Streptophyta; Magnoliopsida; Zingiberales; Zingiberaceae. Gene Ontology annotation, molecular function: DNA binding.
AGUUAUGAUCUCUUAAAACUUCUACCGAUCUUAUCGAUCCUGCUCAUCCCGAUUCUACUAUAAAAAACGAUCUAUCUAUGAUCAAUUUGGUGUUCCUGAUUAUAGAAUCGAUUUAUCGGGGAUGACGAUUUUGCAAACAUAGGCAUGAGCGUAGUAGAUCAUCUAGAAACACGUUCUUGAUUAAAAAAAAUGACUUAUGCCUUUGCUAACAAUAUUUUUGCCUCGUGCGUCUACCUCUACAAGCCGACCUGCCAAAUAAUUUUGGGACAAAUUGGUUGGCACAUGCAAUCAAUCAAACAAGAAAGUGUAAUACUAGCCAUAGCCAUAUACACACAGACUCGAUGGCCGUGUACUUACGUGAAAUAAUCAAGUGUGUUUGUUAUCACCUGAUCUUGCCCCAUAUAUCAACGCAUACCAGUGGACACCCCGAAAGCGCUGUUCCUCCGAACUCCCCAUCAUCUCCUUGGUCUCUCUUUCUAGAACGCCUUUUCUCGUUUCUGUGGCUAGCUACUCUCCGGCUGCUGUCGUUGAUUGCCAUUGCCGUUCUUGUCGUAGUUGUUGCGGAAGUUGUUGUGGCACCGGAGCAGCUGUAGAUGAUUACGAUGGGAUCUUAUUCUUCCUCAUGCCCCUAAUUAUGCUGGUAGUUUCGUUUGUGCUUUUCGUGGAGAUUAUAAGGUCAGCUGUCAUGCCUUUCAGAUGUUGCCACACUUUCUUGAGCUUGCCCUGCUGCGCGCACUUGCACGUGCGCGAUCGUUGUAUGCACAGGUUGGGCAGGGGCGGUGGGUGGCUUGGCUUCUUCUUUGUAAACUAACCCCCACCUCCAACCACAAAGUAAACCAGCUAUACUAGUGACCAAGACAUGGAGUAUUGCUAAUUCAUUGUGGCAAAAGGCGAAUAUGUUUGUAUAGAGUCCCCGUCCCAAGAUCAACACGGAGGAGGUAAAUCACGGACGACUACUAGCCUUUGGAAUAGUGACUAGCACAUAAGGGAGGUAUUUACCUCGACUUUGUCGAGAUUCGAACCCCAGACCUCAUUGUGACAACACCUCAUGUGUUAGUCACUAGAUCCAUCCGAGAGGACGAGUAUUGCUAAUUCAUGCUCAUAUAUAUGUAUGCACUCUCCUGUGCAGCUGUGCUCCGCCAGUCCUAACAAAAUUUAAUUAGUUGCUGAAGAUGAGCAUCACAGUGAACGGGCAGUCGUGGGUGCCGCCGGGCUUCCGCUUCCAUCCCACAGAGGAAGAGCUCCUGAAUUACUACUUGAGAAAGAAGGUGGCGUGCGAGAAGAUCGACCCCGAUGUCAUCUGCGACGUCGACCUCAACAAGCUCGAGCCAUGGGACAUUCAAGAGGAAUGCAAGAUCGGAACAACGCCGCAGAACGACUGGUACUUCUUCAGCCACAAGGACAAGAAGUACCCGACCGGGACGCGAACCAACCGAGCCACGGCGGCCGGGUUUUGGAAGGCCACCGGCCGCGACAAGGUCAUCUACGCGGGCGUCGGACAGAUCGGGAUGAGGAAGACGUUGGUGUUCUACAGAGGCCGCGCUCCCCGCGGCCAGAAGUCCGAAUGGAUCAUGCAUGAAUACAGACUCGACGAUGACUUAAUCAACGCGACUACUGGAUUGGCUGGAGAAGUGUCGGCAAAUCAAGAAGACUGUUGGGUAGUAUGCAGGGUGUUCAAGAAGACGAACGUCGUCGCCAGCAGCAGCUGCCAGCAGAAGAGCUUCGACGUCGUGAACUGCGACGGCGGACUGCGCCGGAUACUCCACUACAUGGACAGGUCCUGCAUGGAAGAGUCGACGUCGACGGCGAGCGAAGUCACGAAGCUUCCGGCCGCGCUGCAGAGUCCGACUCCCCUUCCGUGGCUGAUACCCGACGACGACUGCGCCGGGCAUGAAAUAGUUCAAGCGGAGGAGCCUGCGGCCGGCAUCAAAAGCUACGGCGGAGUCGCCGGCGGAUCAUGGUCCGCUCUCGACCGGUUUCUUUAUACGUCGUCGGAGAUGGAUCACGCUAACCAAAUCCCCUCAUUUGAGGGCGCAGCGGGUUUGAGUGGAGUUCUGCGCUCGCCUCCUCCGAGCUUCUUCGCCGUGGACUACGACCAGCUUCACAUUAAUGGCGAUGCGUCCCUUCAAAAUUAAGCGAUCGUAGCAUCAAUCGCUCGUCAGAGUCCGCAUUUUGUUAGUUGGGCUGGCGUUACGUUGUUAGAGAGCUUUAAUCGUACAGCGCUUGUUACCC